This is a messenger RNA of Fulvia fulva, 1011 nucleotides long. RefSeq names its product Atrochrysone carboxyl ACP thioesterase. Lineage: Eukaryota; Fungi; Ascomycota; Dothideomycetes; Mycosphaerellales; Mycosphaerellaceae. The record is from RefSeq and is a predicted model, not a curated record. Gene Ontology annotation, biological process: secondary metabolite biosynthetic process. The coding region runs from base 1 to 1011 and encodes 336 amino acids. The transcript has a single exon.
AUGUUCUCUCGCAUUGGCCUUACUCAGCGAAGCUCCAUAUCACGACCCCCAUUGACCUCAAACGCUGCCAGAUCUCGAUCUUGCAUCGGGGCCCAGCACCUUAGGACCCCAGCGAUCAGUGGAUUUGGAGUCAGAUUUUACGCGGUGAAGAUGGACCAACUGCCGAAAUUGCCGGAGGUGGAACGGUUGAGUCCAAGAGUUAUCAGGAUCCUAGGCCAUAAUCCGAGCAAGUUUACGCUCCAGGGCACGAAUACAUACCUCAUCGGCACCGGCCCGAAGCGAUUGCUGCUGGAUACUGGCGAGGGGAAAGACGCCUGGCUCGCCUCCCUCAAAAGUACACUGCAAGACGAGAAGGCAUCCAUCAGUGAUGUGAUCUUGACGCAUUGGCAUCCCGACCAUGUCGGUGGGGUGGCGCAGGUUCUGGGCCUGGGUUCUGAUGCAGAUGUGAAGGUAUGGAAGAACCAACUCCAUCCCAUGCGGAAGGGGGAGUGGACGAAUUAUGAUGACGGCCACGUUUUUGACACUGAGGGCGCGAGGAUGAGGGCGUUCCAUUCACCGGGCCAUACGCUGGAUCAUAUGGCGUUUAUCCUCGAGGAGGAAGGGGCGAUGUUUACGGGUGACAAUGUCCUGGGACAUGGGACUGCUGUUUUUGAGGAUUUGGCCGUGUACAUCGACAGCUUGGAGCGGAUGAAGGAGGAAUUUGCGGGGAGGGCGUAUUCCGCCCACGGCGCUGUCAUUGAAGAUGGGAAGGCGAAGAUUAUGGAGUAUAUUGCGCAUCGGAAGCAGCGGGAGGUGGAGGUGUUGGAGGUUUUGAGGGGAACGCCGCCGGGGGGAGAGGAGGGGUGGAUGAGUGGGGAGGUUGUGGAGGUGGUUUAUAAGAACUACCCAGAGCAUUUGUGGGCGCCGGCGGAGGGGGGGGUUAAGCAGGUUUUGAGGAAGUUGGAGGGGGAGAGGAAGGUGAAGCAGGUUGAUGGUGGGAGGUGGACGUUGGGGGAGAAGGCGGCGUUGUGA